GGGGGGUGGAUGUGUGUGUCUGUGCUCCCAUGUCCCUCCUCCCAGCCUGCCUGAGUGGCCUAGCUUCACCGUACAUAGAUAAACAAGAGGUAUUCAGUGAUGCUUCAAUCUGUCGUGUGAGCUCUGAAAAUAAGCGAUUGGGAAGCGUCAUGUUAUAAUAGAGGCAGUGCGGUAGUGAAUCUCAUCUCGUAGACGGCAAAAGCAGUGAUGUACAUGCUCUUACGUGCCACCGAGACCAAGAACGAACGGUGAUUGAGACACGCAAGACUGACCCUACGAUUGGAAAGACCCAGACAUUGAGGAGGCAUUCAUAAGACAUUCACAAGCAGUUACAAGUGAAGGAAAGGCAAGGCAACGAAAUCUCAAUGAAUACGUAAGAAUGGGAGGUGAUUGAUAGACGUAACUCCGACCCUUCGAUUGGAAAGACCAGGAGAUUAGUAAGGCAAUCGUAAGAGAUUCGUAAGAGCGUCAUAAGUGAAGGAACUUGGAAUUCACACGCAGAUAAGCAGUUUAAUGGAAGGGAAAGCUAUGAAAUCUGUGAAUACGUAAGAGAAAGACUGAGACAUUUGUAAGACACUCAUAAGAGCGUCAUAAGUGAAAGAACUGGGAACUCACAUGCACAUAAGCAGUUUAAUGGAAGGGAAAGCUAUGAAAUCUGUGAAUACGUAAGAGGAAGACUGAGACAUUCGUAAGACACUCGUAAGACAUUUGUAAGACCGUCAUAAUAAAAGAACUGGGAAUUCGCGUGCACAUAAGCAUUCUAAUGGAAGGGAAAGCUAUGAAAUCUGUGAAUACGUAAGAAUGAUGGUUGAUUAGAAAAAACGAGGCAUUGGUAAGACACUCGUAAGUCAUUUGUAAGACCGUCAUAAGUGAAGGAACAGGGAAGUCACAUACACAUAAGCAGUCUAAUGGAAGGGAAAGCUAUGAAAUCUGUGAAUACGUAAGAAUGGAAGAUGAUCGAUUAAAAAGACCGAGACAUUCGUGAGACACUCGUAAGACAUUUGUAAGACAGUUAUAAGUGAAGGACGAGGAAAUCCACACUCAUACUCAGUCUAGUCGAAGGAAAAGCGACAAAAUCUUCCCCAAUACGUAAACCAAAAGAAAGCCAAGACAGAACCAUCAUGGCACGCACUCGUAAAGCGCCGAAGAUGCCGAGACUUGUGCGCGGCCGGACCCCUUGACGACGGCCGCCCACGAGCAUCAAUCUCCGUCCCCUUGUCAGAAUAUCGUCCGCUGUCGCCUACUCUUCCGCUCUUCUCUCUGCUGAUGCUGCAAAAAUGUGGUCGUAUUUUGGAAGCAAGCAGAGGAGGCCAAGCGCUUCCUCUGUCAUGGAUUAUAUACGACGGAUCAGAGUGUGUGGUCCGCGUCUCUUCGAGGAUGCCGUCGAGUCGAUUCCUGGCGGCGGAGGGCGGAACGCGUCGUCGGAUGUUGUGACGAGUCCGAGCGAUUCGUACGGCGAUGCAGCCAGCCACCACAGCCCCCUACUGGAGCCUUCAUUGACUGACGCGAGAGAUGGGUCCAAUGAAGGCUUGGACUCGACUUCCCCUGCCAAGCCCUCCUCCCGCACUACCUCUGCCUCCUCCCCUUCCAAGGCCUCAGAUGGCCGGGUGGAUGACCUGCAGCCCUUCUUCACCAGCGGAGUGCCUCGCAGCUUGGUGGAUUAUGACCGGAUGUACGAUGAGGAUGACGACCAGGAGCUGGGGUCCAUGGAGGGGCACGGCUCCAUCAUCCACCACCUACUGUCUCAGGUCAAGAUCGGAAUGGACUUGACGAAGGUUGUUCUUCCGACCUUCAUCCUGGAGAGGCGAUCGCUGCUUGAGAUGUACGCAGACUUCUUCGCCCACCCCGACCUUUUCUGCAGUAUCCCGGACAUGACCACCCCCCAGGAUCGUAUGGUACAGGUCGUCAAGUGGUACGUCUCUGCCUUCCACGCUGGUCGCAAGAGUGAGGUCGCCAAGAAGCCGUACAACCCUAUUUUGGGCGAGGUCUUCAGAUGUUACUGGGACGUGCCAGGCAGCUCGUCGGAAGGGGACCUGGUUCUCGAUGGUCCAAUCCCCUGGGCCACCACCAACCACCUCUGUUUCGUGGCGGAGCAGGUCUCGCACCACCCGCCAAUCUCCGCCUUCUACGCGGAACACAAGUCAAAACGCAUCUCAUUCUGCGGACACAUCUGGACCAAGUCAAAGUUCCUGGGGCUGUCGAUAUGCGUCAACAACAUCGGGCAGGGCUGCGUCUCUCUCCUGGACCAUGACGAGGAGUAUAUUCUCAACUUCCCGAGCGGUUACGGCAGGUCCAUUCUGACGGUGCCGUGGGUGGAGUUGGGCGGCACUUGUCAGAUCACAUGCAACAAGACUGGCUACAGCGCUAACGUGGAGUUCCUGACCAAGCCAUUCUACGGAGGGAAGAAGCAUCGAAUAUCAGCGGAAGUCUUCAGUCCGGGAGAACGGAAGCCUUUCUUGACAGUGGACGGAGAGUGGAACGGAGCGAUGGUGUCACGGAGCAGAGACUCGCAGCAGGAUGCCGUUCCCUUCGUGGACACCCAGGGCAUGGCCACUGUCAAGAAGAACGUCAAGCCCAUCGCAGAGCAGACCGUCAACGAGUCCAGGUUCAUGUGGAAGGAAGUGACGGCAGGACUUAAAUUCAACCAGAUCGACGAGGCAACCAAUGCCAAGUACGCCCUGGAGCAGAAGCAGCGCGAGGAGGCAAAGUAUCGCAAGGAGAACGGCCUGGAGUGGGAGACCAAGCUGUUUGACCUGGUGGCUGACAACUGGGUGUACCGAGAGCCCCUACUCAAGCGAUUCAGUCAGCGGUACAACUGAUGCAGAGUCCCUAGGGAGCAUUUGAUAGGGACUGGCAUGCAGGGAUUUGAUUUUCUCGUGCCCGGAGUCAAGGCGAGGGUCGGGAGGUUCGUAAGGAAGGAUUUGAUAGGGAUGGUCUUGCGAGGGGUUGAUUUUCUCGUACCCGGAGUUGAGGCGAGGAUUGGAAGGUUUGUAGGGGAGCAUUUGAUAGGGAUAAGCUCACAGGGCUUUGAUUUUCUUGUACCAGGAGUCGAGGGGGGAGUCGGAAGUCUCGUAAAGUCACACAUGCUAUUCCAGACACACUCCAUUGCAGCGAAGCGAAAGAACUUUGCUUACGGCAGCUCUGAGCGGAGACAUUGGUGGUCCUUAAGGCUGUACUCUGUCCUGUUCUCCUGACAUGUUUUCCACCCUCAAGGGGAUGAAGAAUGUAAUCAAAUAUUUGUCCAAGAUGUUGUAACUGAUUCAUGAUUACGUAGCAGCUCUCGGCGAUAAUGAGAAGGAAACGUGAUCUGAGUUGGAGGAUGUUCAGGGAAUGUCUUAACUAUUGUACAGACAGAAACCAUAAUAUAAACAUGCACACACAGACAUUUCCGAGUGCGUCAUAAAAAGUGUUAUGGGUUUGAAGUUUACGGAAUGUCUAUAAAAUGUCUGAAUAUGAGAAUUACUGAUUGACAAGUGAGGCAGCUGACUACACCAUGCCAUCGCGAGAGAGCUAAAGGAAUGAAACUACGGACGCUGGAAUUACUGAUUGACAAGUUAGGCAGCUGAUUAAAUUAUGCUGUGACGAGAGAGCUAGACGAAUCAAACUAAGGAGAGCAUUCUGCCUGAGUCCUCGUGAUGGAGUGUGACUGGGAUAGCACGUGGAGGCUUUACAAACACACUAGACUCCUCAGUUAAGUGUUACACAUGCACACUAGUCUAGCAAAUCAGAGUGAGCAGUGUAGUUGCACAAGUCUGGGUAGUCAUAAUAGGAGGUUUCUGAUCAUCUAUGCAAGAACUAUUACUGUAUCUAUUGGGCUUGAGUAUGUCUGUAUGGAGAUUGGAUUCUGUCACUGGGCUAGUCGUCUUAUGGGAUCAAAUUGUAUCAUAGGGUUUAAUCUGUUUAUUGCAUAGGAACGCUGGGAGUUUUAAGCAGGGGUGUGGAGGCAAUGUUGGUAAAGAGAGAGAGGGAACAAAAAUUAGAGUUUGAGAGACAGAAAGAAAGAAAGAGUUAGUGAGAGAGGUAAAGAAAGUGAGUGUGAGAGAGAGAAAGAAAGGAUGAGAGUGAGUUAGAGAAAGAGAAAGGAAGUUAAAAUGUGAGAGAGAGAAAGAAAGAGAACAUUACUGAGAAAGAGAGAAAAAGUUUACAGUUUGAGAGAGAAAACUAUCGACUCCAACUCCUUUACGAUACGUGCGAUGAUGUGUGGCUGGCUGUGGUGUGGUGUGGUGUGACUUCCCUACCACACUGUACUGUAAAAGAGAGGGAAGAAGGAGGAGGAGGAGGAGGGUGAAAUCAUAAUCAGAAUAGGGAGUCACAACCUUUAAAUUCCCUGGUCGUAGUUGGAGUCAAAAUUUCUUAUACCUGCCUCCACAUCCCUGAUUUUAAGCCACGUGUCCUGCCGGUGAGCUGAUCGGUGACGCGGUCGGUGUGCAUACGCUAAGGCCAGUCCGUUACCAGUACCAAAGUCUACCGAGUAUAUCAUCCGCAGGUGCUGUUCAUAAUCUUCGCAUUUGUCUUCGGAACGGCGUAACACAAUGUCCAUAAUAGUAAUAACCAUAGUAGCAUGUAAUGUAAUACUCGCCGUUAUUACAUCAGACAAAACCUCACUCUGUCAUGGAUGGAGUAAGGCUAAAACACACACACACACACACACAUACACACCGAAAGAUCAGUUACGCUGCACAAGGUUAUCGAAGAAAGCGAGUUAUUUUAAACCGAGGACAGGUAUGAAGAGAUUUAAUAGUAAUAAUAAUAAUGGUAAUAAUUGUAAUAUAUAAUAAUUGAAUGGUAUCGGAAGGCUUAACUGUUCUCAUAAUAUACAGACCACAUUAUUGAUGAAAGUUUCUGGCAUGUCUGUUGCUCCUGGACUGUUAAAUGCCCCUCCAACAGUGAGAGAAAAAAAAGAGUUAGUGUGAAAAGGGAAGAAAGUAAGUUAGUGAGAGAAGGAAAGAAAGGAUGAGAGAGAGAGUUUGAAUGUGAGAAUCUUGCCUCAUAUCAGCUGCUAGAAUGCCCAUAUUCCAAGCUCUCCCAUAUGCCAAAAUGUCAAGUCUUCAGUCAAUGGCAGUUUCGCAUUCUCUUGCGCUCUCAUUGAAUUAUACAACUCACUCACCAAUUACUUUUUCCUGUGUCAUAUUUUCAAGAUAGAGCAAUUUAACAUGUCCAAUACAGAAGAUAGAGAAGUUUAACAUGUUGGAUACAGCUAACUCGUACAAGUGGUUUAUAGAAAUUUAACAUGUCCAAUACAGAAGAUAGAGAAGUUUAACAUGUUGGAUACAGCUAACUCGUACAAGUGGUUUAUAGAAAUUUAACAUGUCCAAUACAGAAGACAGAGAAGUUUAACAUGUUAGAUACAGCUAACUCGUACAAGUGGUUUAUAGAAAGCUCAUAGGCAGCGGUGUCUGGCUGAUUUUUAUUACUUCUGGAGGGAAUGGCCGAGGCAGGGAGGGCUUGUAGUAUGGGCGCAGGACCCUGGAAUGUCUGCAGAGAUCAUGGCAAUAGAGAGAGAAGCAAUAACUAGACAAUAACUGCUAUAAAAUGGCGCACUUACUCGUGUUAAAGUCGAUCUUGCACUGAAGUUGACCCCUUAUAAUAGAUUCAGUGGAGAAUUUAACCUGUAUGCUCGUAAUAGUGGUAGCAGUAGUGGUAGCGGUAGUAGUAGUAGUGAUAGUAAUAGAAGUAGUUGUAGUAGUAGUAGUGGUAGUUAUAGUACUAGUAAGUGAAUGGGCUGUAUAGUAAACCCCUAGAAAAGUAUUAUCCAUGCCUAACAUUCUAAAUUUGUGCUACAUUAAAAAAUAUAUUCGACUUUUCCAUGAGCUGGUGCGUUGAGUGUUCGGGGCUUAUUCAAGGUGUCCAGGGCAGGGUUUGGCACGGUAGGGAGCAGCGAUGACUGGUCUGAAGUAACAAAGCCUGUUGGUGGGUCUGCAUUUAAGAACAUUACUGCAUUUAUUAUCAUUACGACACAGGGGUAAUUGGGUCGGUGCUCAGUUGAGGUUAUGGUCCAGUAGCGCUCAGUCACGGCGUUCAUUUCGUAAUUUUUCGUUUGUUCUACUUGGCAAUAUCAAACAAAAUAUAUAGUGCAUGUUACGUAGUGAGUAUAGAGAGAUUACAUCUUGUUUUGAUUAUUCUACACGCAUAGGCCAUUUGCAUAUUAUUAUUAUUGUUCCUUUAUUUUAAGUCAUAGCCUGCUGUACGUCAUGUCAGCCUUACGUCAUGCAGUAGCCCACGCCAGACAGCUAAGGACCAGCACCCUGUUGUAACAUAUAUAUACACCCUAUACACACCUUGUAAUAUAUAUCUACCAUGCCUGAACAAAUUAUAAUCUUAUGCGUGUUGUUUAGGGUGAUUACGAGGUGUUUCGUCAUCACAAAGUAUAGGAACACACACUUUGCAGCCACCAUAACCAACAUGUGGAAGAAUUAAACUUGUCAAGGCAUGGUAUAUACAUUACAAGGUGUGUGUAUAUAGAGUGUGGUAUAUAUGGUACAUGUAAUACAAUGUGGUGCUGGCCCAGAUCAAGUCUUGGUCAUCUGCUGUACAUGGUUAGUCAAGCGAAGACUCAGCAGAGGUAGGUUAAUCUUUCAAGCAAGCACAUCACCUUACUCAGCCUCUACAUGGUGCUGCUGUUACACCAUGGGAUGUGUGUGUAUAGUGAGGUACAUGCACACUAGUUUUAUGGCAAGUUUUAUUGAUUUUAAGUCAUUUUAAAGCAUUAGGUUCGGGACAGUCACGGCCAAUGGGACCUAUUGAUGACGUAGGGAAGGCUAUGACUGUGUACUCUUUCAGAAUUUUCUUUGUGUGCUUGUAUGUGUGUGAGAGAGAGAAAGAGUGGAAGUGUCAGAUUGAAGUGCUGUUAUGUGAAAAGGAAGAAAGAAUGGAAGGAAGGAGAAACAAAUGACAAAGAGUGUGUGUGUGUGUGUGUGUGUGUGUGUGUGUGUGUGUACACCUUUAUGUAGUGUGUUAUUACAUACAUUUGUUACAUAGAUUGAUGUUGUUUGAUUUCGCAUGUAACUUGUUAUGACGACAAUAAUUAUAUACAAUAUUUAUUUUGAAAUAAAUUAAAUAUUAUAAAACCUGA
Messenger RNA from Eriocheir sinensis (Chinese mitten crab), 7072 nucleotides. Its product is annotated as oxysterol-binding protein-related protein 9-like. Lineage: Eukaryota; Metazoa; Arthropoda; Malacostraca; Decapoda; Varunidae. Gene Ontology annotation, molecular function: sterol binding. The coding region runs from base 1278 to 2819 and encodes 513 amino acids. The transcript has 12 exons. Gene Ontology annotation, cellular component: intracellular membrane-bounded organelle; membrane; cytosol. The record is from RefSeq and is a predicted model, not a curated record.